Messenger RNA from Quercus robur (English oak), 321 nucleotides. Its product is annotated as protein NIM1-INTERACTING 2-like. Gene Ontology annotation, biological process: regulation of systemic acquired resistance. The transcript has a single exon. The coding region runs from base 1 to 321 and encodes 106 amino acids. Lineage: Eukaryota; Viridiplantae; Streptophyta; Magnoliopsida; Fagales; Fagaceae. The record is from RefSeq and is a predicted model, not a curated record.
AUGGCAGCAGAGGAAAGCAAAGGGAAGAGAACGUUGGCAGUCGCGGCGGAGGACGACGCCGUAUCGGGGAAGCAACAAAAGAAGGCGCGAGGAGGAGAUGUGGAGUCAGUUACGGAGGCUGAGGUUGAGGAGUUCUUUGCGAUUCUGAGGAGAAUACACGUGGCGGUCAGUUACUUCAAGAAGAAUAAUGAUCGUAGGAUUAAGGAGGAGGAAGGGUCGAGAUUGAGGGCGAUUUUGGAAGGAGAGAGCAAAGAAGAAGAAAAUGAAAAUGUGGAGGAGAAUUUGGGUCUGGAUUUGAACGCCGUUCCUGCUCCGGAAUAA